This is a messenger RNA of Westerdykella ornata, 2445 nucleotides long. RefSeq lists its product as uncharacterized. Gene Ontology annotation, biological process: actin filament organization; cell motility. The record is from RefSeq and is a predicted model, not a curated record. The transcript is spliced from 4 exons. Lineage: Eukaryota; Fungi; Ascomycota; Dothideomycetes; Pleosporales; Sporormiaceae. Gene Ontology annotation, cellular component: plasma membrane. Bases 1 to 2106 code for a protein of 701 amino acids.
AUGGAGAGCUUAAAUGUGUCGGAGCUCGUUCAGCGGCUGAGCAGCGAGGAAGAGUCGGUGCGCAAGAUGGCCGUGUUCAAGCUCCAGAAUGCCAUUGGCGAUCCGUCGUUCGCAGACGUCUUCAUUCAAGAAGGGGGCAUGCCCAAGCUGCGGUUCCUAGCACUGCAUUCCACAGGCAAUACCCUCGCAUACUGCCUCACAUCCCUUUCACGGUUGCUGGAGCUUGACAAGGGAUGGGACCACGUCACGGACGACCUCAUCAUGAGGAUCGUCGACCUCGUCGUCGCACAACCUCUCGUCAAUGUCAACCGCGGCGCAAUGUCUGUCCUCGCGGCCAUCGUGGGCCACCCAAAUCGUCGCACCUCGCAACCCAAUGCCACGGGGUUCCAGCGCCUGAAACCAGCCGUAGAGCAACAACCGCAGUUCCUUCCCAUGCUCGUGGAGAAGAUCGCUUCGGCUGAUCAUGCCCUUUGCGCCAAUGCCUUACAACUCAUCAACUCCCUCAUGCGGGACGCUAUUUCGAAUGGUGGAGGGUUCGAGUGGCCGCGGUUCAUAAAGCAGUUGCAAGAACUGGGGGUAAUAAAGAGCGUAUAUGGGCUUAUGCAGAGCUCGGCCAUACAGGAUUUGGCGCAACCCUUGCUGGAGUUCCAGACGUUGACAAAAGUGCUGCUGCGCAAAUGGCGAGACGAAAAGAUUGAGAUGGAGAAUCCUGAUCAUCGACGAGCUAUACGAGGCCUACAGCUUGCAAGCAAUGGAGAGAGGAUUCAUUCGGAAACCAAUUCCACUGGAAGCAGGAAGAUGACUGUUGCCAAUUGGAAGCGCCUGGGUUUCGAGACGGAUUCGCCGGCAUAUGACUUCGAGAGUACGGGGUACCUAGGGCUCAUGGAUCUGACAGACUUCAUCUACAAGAACGAAGACGGAUUUCAGAAGUUGCUGCUUGAGCAGUCUGUUCAGCCGGUGGAACAACGGUGUCCCAUCGGGCGGGCAGCCAUGGCUGUCACCUUGAUACUGUAUGAACACUUCGACGUGGACAAGGCGGACGGGGGCGAGGCGCAGAAAUAUGUGUCUCUAGAAUCCCGCACGCAGUUUGACAAAGCGUUCAAGCCGCUGCUGUUGCACUGGCCUCGGCUCCACGCCAGUGGCCUCCUGGCCUUCAUCCGUUUGUGGAAAGCUGCAGGAGCGGAAAUAGAAGAUUUCGAGAAGAUUGAAGAGCUAGUGCGCAUUCUGGUAGAGCAGGUUGUGGGCCAGGCUCCCCGAACGAGAGACAUCAAGGAGGUCGAGGAGGAGCUCGCACAGUUUGACCUCAAACGAUUACGAGACCUGCAAAUGGAGCUCUUGGAGCUGACCUAUGAAGACGCAUGGGGUCACCAUCUCAGCAGGCAAGUCCGAGAAGAGCUCAAUCACGAAGCCCUUCAAUUCGUCAAAGAACAGCGCAUCCGCUGUCUUCUUAGCGGCUCCUGGUUCCCCGUCUCCGUAAACUACAGCACCGACGCAGGGCCAGUCACCAACAAGAGCGUCAAUCGCGGCGUAGCCUCUGGGUGGCGCUAUGUCCGCCUAUCGCAUAACCGGCGAUUCCUGCACUACGCCGACUUCGACACGAAGACAGUGGCAGAGCCUAGACUAGACGCUCUGUAUAACAAGAUCGAUCUCUCCAUCAUAUCCUCGGUCGUCAGCAAUGUCUCUGCCUCAAGCCCGUCGACGGCCUCCUCGGACGAGACAGUGACGUCGCCGGAGCUCGCAUCGACAUCGACGAAAAUCACCAUCCAUGGGUACCUCCCGUCUGAGUCUCACGGCCACUCGCGGCAAACCUCCGAAGCGUCGACCUCGUCCCACAACCAUAAAGAAGUCGUGCUCCUCCAACUGCAUCCGCAAAGCCACACACUGGCCUCGGAGUGGCUGGACGGACUGCUCAUGCUGCUGAAUCAGCAGCCUAUUACUGCAGAUACGAACAAGCUUGUGAACUUGAUCAGUGGGUAUGGGCUCAAGAUUCGGUUGCUGAAUGUGAGGUUUGAGGAUGUGUCCAUGGAGGAACCGGUGUGGCCGACGAGGGAGGGGUUGGAUGAUGAUUAUUAUUAUGAUAUUGGCGGCAUGGAGGCGGGUGUAUAGAUGCGGCGUGCGUGUGGACGGAACCUGAAGCUGGCAUACAAGAGUCGGUAGGGGUUCCUGUGUUUGUUUGUGUGAGUUGGCUGAGGAAGAGGAGCCCUUUAGCCUCUUCACAGUUGAGUGUUUCGAGAAGAGAGGCAACAUGUGGGUACGGCUGGGAUCACCAGGAUUGCCGCUCCCGUUGUAAAAACGCGGCAGGGAUGGUGCACAAUGGGACUUGGAGCCGAGAGGUCGGCGCAAGGAUACAGGGUUGAGGAAUGGGCGAGUUGGGUGCUGGGGAAUAUUCUCGAACGAUUAUAAAGGGUAUAUGGGCGGCUACGUUGAACUUCAAUUCGGUCUAUC